Molecule: messenger RNA, 1320 nt
Organism: Maudiozyma barnettii
Lineage: Eukaryota; Fungi; Ascomycota; Saccharomycetes; Saccharomycetales; Saccharomycetaceae
Product: Edc1p
Exons: 1
Coding region: 1-1320 (439 amino acids)
Source: RefSeq, a predicted model, not a curated record
AUGUCAACAGAUACCAUGUAUAUCAACAGUUCGCGAAUGCUGCCUACACGAAGUAAAAACAAGACAUCUAAUGCCAUGUUUCCUCGUAGUAACAGCAGUUCGAGUAUUAAGAACAACAGUAAUAAUAAACAACAAAAUGGUAACAACAACAACAACAAUAAUAAUCGUAAUAAGAAACAUUCUCGUAAAUCGAAUGAUAACAAGAACUUGGAUAAAUUGAAAGUUCCAUUACCUCAAACUUUACCAAAUGGUGAAAAACCAAAUUUUGGUGGCAAUGCUAAUUCAAAGUCAAAUCCAAAACGUAGAGGUAGUCAUAAUGGUAACGAUAAAUCGACAAAAGAUGUUACUAAAAAUUUAAAGAAUUUAUUACUGGAUAAUAAUAGUAACAACCAUAAUAAGAAAAACUCUACAAGAAGAAGUAAUAGUAAAUCUCCAAAUAUGCAAAAUAAUGUAACCACUAAUAGUACAAACAUAUCAAGUGCUAACAAGAGCCAUCCAACGAGUGCUAGUUCCCAUGGAUUUAAAAAUCAAAAUACUACUCCAAUCAUGACAUUUCUAACGUCUCCCAUUAAUGGACCAGGUUCUAUUCCGAACAUGAAUUUAUCCGAUCAACACUCUACUUCAAACCAACCAAGUGGUGGUAGUAGUCAAGGUAAUACCCCAACCCCUGGUAGUAUACCACGUGUGGGUACUCAAAUAUUAACAAGACCAGGUAUUUCAAUGGCAAUGUCUAAUAACGAUCACGGUAAUAACAAAUUUCAGAAUAUUCCUCCGCAAUCUCAACAACAGUAUCCACAGGGGUUUUUGCAACAGCCUCAACAAUUACAAUUUCAACCUCAAAUCCAGGCACAAUUUCCACAACCACCGCAAUAUGGCUUACCAAUUGGCCCAGGUAUUCAGCAAAAUCAAUCAAUGCCAUUACCACCACCUAAUAUUCAAUCAUCUUUAUCCCAGCAUUUCCAAGGGUUAGGAUAUCCAUUUGCAUUACAUAAUAAUUACAGAUUAUCUUCCGGUGAUGGCCCACUACCUCAACAAAUCCAAAUGAUGGCACCAAUGUUUAACCAACAAAACAUGCAUCCUAUGAACCACAAUAACAACACGGUUCAACCGGGGCAAGCAACUAUUGGCAAUACUAUAUCACCAAAUGUUACACCAACAACGUUUCGUUCAACUGAAAUUUCUCCUAAGGCAAAACCUAACACAACGCAAACUUCUGCUAAAAGAAACAAGGCUAGAACUUCUAGUCAUUCUUUCGCAGGUGCUUCAUUUGCAACUGAUGUUCCUCAGGAAUCAAAUUUACCAAAACCAAGUUUUUUAUAG